AUGUGAAUUUACGACAUAAAAUUCUCAAAGCUAGAAAAAUUAAAACACUUUUAGUGCGCCUCAGUUAUACACAAAUCCAAAACAUCAUAAAUUAUGUUAACGAACGGACUUCUAACUCAAAUAUUCCACUAACCAAGAAAACCUUGAAGGAAGAUAUUAUAACUGAGGAUGGCAAACUAUCACUGGAGACUGAGGUGGGUAUACCUAUCGAAUCUUAUGUUUUUCCAAAAAACUACCCCGAAAUCAAA
Messenger RNA from Dentiscutata erythropus, 248 nucleotides. The record is from the annotation of a GenBank genome assembly. Lineage: Eukaryota; Fungi; Glomeromycota; Glomeromycetes; Diversisporales; Gigasporaceae.